Messenger RNA from Salarias fasciatus (jewelled blenny), 4592 nucleotides. RefSeq names its product sorting nexin 29 (gene snx29). The coding region runs from base 339 to 2834 and encodes 831 amino acids. NCBI's taxonomy places the organism in Eukaryota, Metazoa, Chordata, Actinopteri, Blenniiformes, Blenniidae. Gene Ontology annotation, molecular function: phosphatidylinositol binding. The record is from RefSeq and is a predicted model, not a curated record. The transcript is spliced from 21 exons.
ACAGGCUGUAAACUGAAAAUACUCCGUUUGCUGCAGAAAUCUUCCACUUUGUUCUCCCAACAACGGGAGGACUCAGCUUUUUUCUGUCAACCGGGCUGCGAAAACAACUCAUGCCGGCCUGUGCUGGACUGCCAGGCCCGGCGGCUCCCCGGCAGGCCUCGCUGUUCGCCGACUGAGCAUCAGUCCCCACGCCGAGGUUGGGUGCGUUCUCCGCGGCCACAGAGGCGCAGCAGGCCCGGGCGAAGCUCCAGCCUCGUGCCUGCGUGUGGCUGGAAGCUGCGGGAGGGGAUGAACUCCGCCGGCUCCGGCGCGUCUGCAGUCAGAGCCUGGCUGUCAGCAUGAACGGCACUCAGCAGAGUGAUACGAAGAGGCAGCACCUCCUGGAGAGGCUGCUGGAUGCUGUCAAACAGUGCCAAAUCCGAUUUGGAGGAAGAAAGGAGAUUGCCACCGACUCUGACAGCAGGGUGAUCUGCCUGUGCGCGCAGUUCGAAGCGGUGCUGCAGCACGGCCUGAGGAAGAGCAGAGGUCUGGCCCUCACCGCCGCCGCUCUCAAACAGGCCGCCGGCUUCAGCAGCAAGUCCGAAGCAGAGUUGACCUUCUGGUUCUACGUGAAGGAGCACCUGAACCGCCACGAGCUCCAGCGUUUCUACUCGCUGCGCCACAUCUCCUCGGAGCUGGGCCGGGGUCGGGCCUGGCUGCGCUGCGCCCUCAACGAGCACUCGCUGGAGCGCUACCUGCACACGCUGCUGGCCGACCGCCCACGUCUGGGAACUUACUACGAAGACUGGGCUUUUAUUCUGGAUGAAGAGAGAGCAAGUAUGCUUCCCACCAUGGCGGCAGGCCUCAACUCCAUCCUGUUCGCCGUCAACAUCGACAACAGCGACCUGAACGGCGGCGUGACGCGAGCGGGGCCGUCGGUGUCCCACCUCCUCAAGGAGUCCACGCAGGGCAUCGGCAGCCUGCUGAAGGAGUCCACCCAGGGCGUGAGCAGCCUGCUGCGGGAGAUCAGCACGGCCACCGCCGUGGUGCCAGGGUUCAACCCCCGAGCGGACGGAGCGUCCGACCCGCUGCCCGUCGUCCCACGCAGCACCUCCGCUGAUUCGGGACUGAGGAAAGAGCGCCGGAGGAAAAAGAAGAUCACCAACAUCAUUUCCUUCGACGACGACCUGGACGGCGGAGCCGAGGAUGAGGAGGAGGCGGACGAAGCGGCCGCCAUGAGGAAGAGUCACACGGCUCCGGCCCAGAGCAGCGUGGAGGAGGGGAUCGACCCUCUGGAGCCGGCGCUGUCGGAGUCGCCGGCCCAGAACGGGCUGGACGAGCCGGGCAUCGUCAGCUGGGUGGGAUCCCCACACCCCUGCCGCACGCCGCCCGCCUCAACCCCCCCACUGCCCGACAGCAAGAGCAUCGACAACGAGGAGGAGGAGGAUGAGGAGGAAGAGGACAUGUACAAACCCCGAGCACAAACGCAGGAGGAGAUCAUCCCCUCGGAUCAGGUGGUGGUGGGCAGCCUGUCCAGCGUUUCCACCUGGAGUCCCAUCCAGGUCAUGGUGGAGCACAGCAGCUCCGAUAUCCUCAUCCCCCUGAGCCCUGCGGACCCUCAACCAGUGAGCUCCGUGGAGGACACCGCUGCGUUUCCUGCUCAGUGCGGCUCGAUGGCGUCGGCGGGGAACUGCGAGAGCGGCAGAUCACAGCUGACAUUCAACAUGGAGUCCAGUCCACCGGCGCACUCGGCUCCGCUCGCCGCCGUGCUGCCAACAUCUGGCCUGCCAGAGUCCAUGACAGUGGUGGAGCUGCGUCAGGCCAUCGUAGCCAUGAUGAACAGGAAGGACGAGCUGGAGGAACAGAAUGCGUCGCUGCGCAGCCUGCUGGACGGCGAGAUGGAGCACUCUGCAGGCCUGAGGCAGGAAACGGACCUGCAGAAGAAGAAGCUGGCAGAGCUGGAGGAGAGACACUCGGCCAAGGUCCAGGCGCUGGCCAGGGAGAAUGAGGUCCUGAAGGUCCAGUUGAAGAAGUAUGUGGGGGCGGUACAGAUGCUGAAGAGAGAGGGGAGCCAGAGCAAUGAUGCACUUUCAAUGCUGCGGUCCAGUGAAGAGCAAGCUCCCGUCCCGCAGAAUAAGUUCAUGGGCGACAUCGAGGAGCUGGCCGCCAGCUAUGAACGCAAGCUGAUAGAGGUGGCUGAGAUGCACGGUGAGCUGAUAGAGUUUAAUGAGCGCCUGUACCGUUCCCUCAUGGCCAAAGACCACCUCAUUGUCCAGAUGCGUCAGGAACUCAUCGACCUGAGAGGACCGGUUCCAGGCGAUUUAAGCCAGACGUCAGACGACCCGAGCCUGUCAGAUUUUGAAACGGCUCAUCGCGCCCUCAUCAACGUGUGGAUCCCCUCGGUGUUCCUGCAGGGCCGAGCUGCCAACGCCUACCACGUCUAUCAGGUGUACAUCCGUAUCCUGGACAACGAGUGGAACGUGUACCGGCGUUACACCGAGUUCAGGGAGCUGCACAACCACCUGAGAACCCAGUUCCCACAAGUGGACGCCUUUAACUUCCCACCCAAAAAAGCCAUAGGGAACAAGGAUGCCAAAUUUGUGGAGGAGAGGAGGAAGCAGCUGCAGGGCUACCUUCGCAUGGUGAUGAACAAACUGAUCCAGACGCUGCCUGAGUUCACAGCUCGACCCACCAAAGAGACGCUGCUGUCUCUGCUGCCUUUCUGUCAAGACACACCCCAAGCCAACGACAGCGGAGCCAAGACCCCUCGGUCCAAGACUUCAUCCCGCUUCCCCAGGCUGGGCCGCAGCCGCACCCAGGAGGCCAGACCCGAGCCGCAGAGCGGAGACCUCUGAAGUGGGAAUCGGUGCACAGCCCGAGGACCUCCUCGUCCAGGCGCCUCUCGGCGUUCGGAAGCGUCUCAUCGAAACCUCUAAAUGGUUCCAGACAAACGAAGAAAAAAAGACAAAGCGUCGUCCGAGAAACGGAGAUGGAUGCGGUUUGCGCCGCGGGUCUCUCGGGGAGAGAAUAUGUAAAUGUUUCCGUGCUGCCUGGCUGAGUAGACGGUGAACGAGUCACUCGAGGCUGCCUAUCGGUGGACCCAAUCACACAGCACCUCUUACCUCACUGAGAGAUCAGAGUACUCUCUGGAAACUGCACACGGACUACCCUGAACUGCUCUCCAACACGCUGAGAGGAUGGGGGCAUUUCUUCCCUUUUUUUUUUUCUUUUUUUUUUUUUACACUCUUGAGAUUUGUAGUGAAAGUGUAUCAUGGUCACAGUGCCUACAGUGUUUUGUAGCUGGGAUGUGUGCAGAGAAGUGACGAGGUGGUAGAUUUGAAGACUUGUUUCAUUUUGGGGUUUUUUUCCAGCUCAUACGUCAGCAUCAUGGUGCCAUUAACUCUUUGAACGACAACAGUGAUUCACAAUCAGUGACGUGGACCACCAAGCAACGGGCAUUCUCCAUCCUGUUCCUGCUAUGUUAUACUAUAGUGUUUUUUUUUUUACAAUAAUCUGAUGAGGAUGAAUCAUAUCUUAAUGCCACCAGAGAUACAGUGAUGAUCAAAAAUACAUUUAAAAUAUCAUAUACAAGUAAAAUAAUGACAAAGUAGGGACUGUGCAAAAGUUACUGGGCAGAGGAGGUGGUGGAAUCUUCUAUUUUGCCUUCUCCUGGGUGGUUAUUAAUAUCUUUCUUUUGACCUUUUCCCCGGACUUUCUCAUCAGCAAUGUCUCUGAAUAAAAUAUAGCCCAACAUCACAUCUCAUCCCAACAUUAAUAACACUUUUCACAGGUCUGAAAUUAAAAUUUUUCACGUUUGGGCCAAACGACGGAAACAUGACGGCUGCUUCCCAGAGGUGCACCGAACAUUCACAGAGAUGAAAACUGCCCAAUGCCUUGCUCAUCGCCUGCCGGUAGGAGAACCACAACCUCUGAAAGGGGCCUUCUUUAAGACUGGACUGUAACAGGACAAAAUGAAAUUAUGAAUUUGACUUCAACAAUUCUGACAGCUAGUGUUACUGAUGGCAGCAUGGUUUAUGUCAGUAAUAUAGCUCCCUUGGUUGUUUCAUAUUCAGUCGUAUUUAUGUUAUUCCUAUUUGAACAUAGUUAGAAACAACGUAAAUUGGAAAAUAGUUACAUAAUUGUUCUCUUCAAUCAGUGAAAAAGGUUCACUUUUUGGUUUAUGAACAUCAUUUGACACGAUAAAAUUGAAUUUCUUUUUUAAUUUAAAACUUUUCUCUCAGCUUGACAGUGAGGAAUCAAGGAAAGCUAUGAAGUGAGUCGUUUGAUGUAUUUUAACCCUCUCAAUAAAAACCACCCUUUGAUAAUUAAGAGACAAAUGGAACAUUUUCCUCUGCCUGGUCAUUUCUGGACAGUCCCUGUUGGAGAAAUGUUGUAUAGAAGCCUAAAUUCUUAAAAGAAAAUGUCUCUCCACAUAUCCAGUUCUUAUCAAUUUCAUGUUUUAAUGUAUAUGCUGAAUUAUUGUUGACUGCUUUUAUGAAGAGAUCCCAUCUGCUGCACUGCACAGCUCACUCUGAUUGUUUAGCUGACGUGUCAAAGCCAGAUUUAACGCAAUGUUAUGUCGCCAAUGAAUGUUUUGAAAAAAAAAAAACAAA